This is a messenger RNA of Schistosoma turkestanicum, 5147 nucleotides long. The record is from the annotation of a GenBank genome assembly. NCBI's taxonomy places the organism in Eukaryota, Metazoa, Platyhelminthes, Trematoda, Strigeidida, Schistosomatidae.
GGUAACUGUGGCAAUUUUUGGGGCACAUUUGGUUUACCUGAGGUUACCGUCUGGUUUUGUAAUACUGAACUAGUCAUUCACUUUUCCGGAUUAAUAUUUUAUUAAAUCUCUGGAGAAUAUAAAACUGAACACUUUCCUUCAAUUCCCUAUGAUUUCUUGGCUUGUAAUUCCACAUAAGCCUUCCAAAUUCGGUUGGAUUAUAUCCAGACGGGUUUACGUCGUUGGACUUUAACAUUUUCAUCUCUCAAAUGUGCAUGAUGCCUAAUCGUUCAUUUAUUCAGACAAACUAUUCAAGUGAAGACAGCCACCUUUUGUCAAAUGUGGGUAGCUUGUGUGAACUAGACGAUCAUGUUUGUCCUUCUGAUAAUAAUCUCAGUCGUCUUUCACCUCCGUCGGCUACCUUUCUAAUUGAUGGAUCAGAGAUUCCUAACCAUGCUCCAGCUCCUCCUGUCAGAUCUUCAAGUACACUACGCAAAAAGAACAAACUUGUUUUGCCUCCAUCAAAACCUUUGCCAACUCCACCUGGGAAAGAGGAGAAAAAGAAAAAGAAAGUGAAAAUGUUCCGAUUUCCUAAAUUUGGUCGAUCGGAAAAAGCGGAGCCACAAAUUUCUGGCCCUACAGAAGUCACGCAUAAUCUACACGUGGUAUUCGAUGAAUCCACUGGUAAAUUCAAGGGUCUUCCGAUGUCAUGGCAGAUGCUUUUAACAGCAUCAAACAUAUCAAAAACAGAACAAGAAAAAAAUCCGGAAAUUCUUCUUGGUGUACUACAGUGCUUUGAUGAAUCAGCUAAACAAAAAGAUAAAUAUAUGACAAACGUAUCUGUUAUUACAAAUUCCUCUGGUUCCGUUGAGUCUAUAAAUUCCACCUCCCGUUCGUGCUCAGUUUCCUCUCAAAGUAUACCAACAGCACCAAAUCAUUGUGACACCAGCUGUUUACAUUCAGGCUCCUAUCCAUCUGCUGCAUUUAAUUCCAUAGCGUCUACAUCUAUUUCAGCUGAAGAAAAUAAUUUAAUUAUAUCAUUGGCUGGAACUAAUUUAACAGGAAUGGGAAUAAUGUCCAGUGCUUUACCGGCAACUACUCAUUCUUGUGCCGGUAGCAAUAGCAGCGGCCGUGGUAGCAGCUGUACCACUAAUAGUGGCAGUGUUGGUGGUCGCGGCGUAAGUGGUGGUGUUCCAAAUGGUUUAAGCGCUGCAAGUUUAGUUGAGCUAACUUCUAAUCACUCUCAUGGGUGUCCUUCAGGACCUGGAAGAAGAACAAGCACAGGAGCUGUGUUUUUGGGUGGCAUCAGUCCAACUUGUACAUUUGGUGGACGUGCAAGUGGUUCUACAAUUCCUGAAAUGUCUCCAGCCCUUGGGAAUCAUAGAAGCACUAACAAUACGGGUGAUAUUGCUCGUUCUGGACCAGACUCCAUGAUUUCAGAGAAUUCAGGAACUCUUACAAACGGACAACUCAGUCAUGGUCGUCAUUCUAGAGACACCAAUCUAGUUGGUGAUAGCCAUAAUAGCCAUUCAACUGUUUCUGUACCUUCUCUCCCAGUUACAUACGAUGUUAAUCUUGGUGAACUUAGCAGUCGCAGCAGUGGUUGUUCACUAUCUUGUUCAGGUGCUAGUGGAAAUAUCAGUAUUUCAGGUUUAACAAGUUCAGCUAGUAUGUUUGGGAAUUUGCUUGGCGCUACAAAUAAUACUGAGAAUAGUCCAACAAGUAUUCUUCCACCUAGUAUGUUACCAUCUCAAUCAAUGUUACAAUCUAACAAUUGUAGUUCAUUUGUUCCCUAUCCAUCAUCAUCAUCACCACCACCUGUUCCACCUCAUGCAACUGUCGCACUGAAAAAUUUAGAUCAUACUGAAAGUUGUACAAAUAAUUUUGAAAUUGGUAGUAGUGUUGAAGAAGGAGGUACUCUACGGCAUACAUAUUUGCUUCAUAAGACCAUCUCUCAAUCAUCCACAUGUUUACCAUAUCAAGGAGAUAGAUUAGCUCCAGAAUCUUGUAUAAUGGUUGGAGAAUCUUCUUCCGAUGAAGAAGAUGAAGAUAUUGAAGAUGAAGAUCAGGAACAGGAAGAAUAUGAAGAAGAAGAAGAAGAAGAAGAAUGUGAAGAGUUGGGUGAAGAUGAUGAAGAGAGCGAGAUUGAACAAAAUGAAUUCAACAAUAAUGGAAUAACCACAUCUCAAGUUACUGUCGAAUGGUUGACAAGCAGUGAGACGUGUAGUAAUCUCCCUACUCCAAUGACUAUGUCCAAGGGAUCGGAAAAUGGUGUUACCAGUGAAGCUCUGGAUAAUCGGAACGGUGUAUCCGCCUCAACAAACAAUGCGAAUGCUACAAAUAUGGUGAAUAUUAGUAAGGAUAAUGGAGCAUCGAAGGUCAUCCAGACAUCAGCUUCCGAUAAAAUUGUACCACCAGCUGUUCCAGUCAAACCACAGGGUCUAACACAUAUGUUACGCACUCAACAACAAUGUCAGCAACAACAAACUAAAGUACUCCAAUCUCCUCAUUUAUUUCCGCACCAACCUCUUAAUGAUCAAAUGGAUUUUAAUAAGACUGUUGUGCUUACAACAACAACUACUAAUACUACCACUACUACUGAGAAUGUAGGCAAAACAGUUACACCUAGUGCACCUAGACGUCGUACAGGAAAUCAUCGACUAACAGAUCAACAAGUACGCGAUAAGUUGAGAGCUAUUGUAAGCAAAGGUGAUCCAUAUCAAAAAUAUCGUAUUGUAGACAAAAUCGGUCAAGGGGCAUCUGGUGUUGUAUAUAGUGGAUAUGAAAUAGCUACUGGCAAUUUAGUGGCUAUUAAACAAAUGAAUUUAGCUAAACAACCUAAAAAAGAAUUGAUCAUUAAUGAAAUUCUAGUAAUGAAAGCUAAUCGUCAAGCUAAUAUUGUAAAUUAUCUAGACAGUUAUUUAGUGUCCACUUCAAUUUCUACUAAUAUGGAUCAUCAUCAUCAGUCUUAUACGAACGAUUCAAAUCAUAAUCACCAACAAUCAACUCAGAAUGAUGAUAUUCUCAAUUCAUCGACAAUCAGUUCAGAGAGUUCGUCUAAAGGUGGUGAAGAAUUAUGGGUUGUUAUGGAGUAUUUAGAUGGUGGUUCAUUAACUGAUGUUGUCACUGAAACAUGUAUGGAAGAAGGACAUAUUGCUUCAAUAUGCCGAGAGAUAUUACAUGCCCUUGAAUUUCUUCAUGCAAAUCGUGUUAUUCAUCGUGAUAUCAAAUCAGACAAUGUUCUUCUUGGAAUGGAUGGAUCUGUAAAACUGACAGAUUUCGGUUUUUGUGCACAAUUAAGCAAUGAUGGAACCAAACGUACAACUAUGGUUGGUACACCGUAUUGGAUGGCACCAGAAGUUGUUUUACGUAAACAAUAUGGACCGAAAGUGGAUAUUUGGUCAUUAGGAAUUAUGGCUAUUGAAAUGGUAGACGGUGAACCACCUUAUUUAAAUGAAAAUCCUGUUCGAGCAUUGUAUCUUAUUGCUACUAAUGGUAAACCAGAAAUUAAAGAACAUGACUUUUUAUCAAGCACAUUUCUUAAUUUCCUUGAUCGUUGCUUAGAAGUGGAUGUAGAACGAAGAGCUACAGCAACUGAAUUAUUACAACAUCCAUUCAUUUGUCGAUGUCCUAAACCGUUGAGUUCAUUGAUUCCAUUGAUCAAUUUAGCUAGAGAACAGAAAUAAUAAGCUCCAACCGCAACUUUCAAUAUGGAAGUAAAAAAAAAACCAAUUGACUUUUGUAUAUUUUUACUUUUUUUUCAUAUUUCUUUAUUUUGUAAUCAAGUCAUUAUUACUCUUCAUAUAUUCAUCUAAUAAUGAUAAAAGCAUUGAUUCAUAUUUCAUGAAAGCAGUACCCUUACAAAGUAAUGAUACUGUCUCCCCCCCAUCUACAUACAAACUGACAGUCUCUAGCAACCAAUGUUGAUUAUGAUGAUGUUGUAUCAAGAGGAAGGUUAGAGAAAUGGUAACCUCUAUGAUUGAUUUAUGUAUUAUUAUUACUAUUAUUAUUAUAUUUAUUCUCAUUGCAUAAUCACUCAACAACUAGGUUAAUAAAUAUUUUUAUUUCUUUUGUCAUAAGCUUUUGAUUAAUUCAUCAAGUACUGUUGUGUGAUUUAUUACUCCUAAUCUAUUGCUAGUUCAUUAUUCAAAGUCCUCCUAUUCACUGCCAUUUUUGGCGUACUCAUGUAUAAAUGUAUUUAUUCCAUUCUAUGGUGUGAUGUGGUCUGACAUAUUUGGUACAGAAAUUAUAUCUGCUUGAAAUAUAUAACGAAAAUUUUAUGGAGGCUGGCUUGCAAACUUCUGGACUUAAAAGGCAGGUUAGAGAGAAAGAAACAAUCGGGUUGUGAACCAAUAAGAACUUUAGGCUGAUUCACGUUAUCUGGUGCCAAAUGUAAUUCUGAUUGGUGUUCUGUAUUGUCACGUGACAUGGAUUAACGAUUAAGGCUACAACUGAUGAUUAAAUAAUCCAAUUUACUCAUUUUGGUUCCAUCCAUAUUUCAAUAUUCAUCUCCUCUUUAUUGCAUUGCAUCUAGAACCAGUUAUUUUUUUUGUUGCUAUUUUCUCUCUUACAUACAACAAGCCCAUCCACUAUAUUUCUACGUUACAGUGUUCAGUCAAAACAUCAUGUUUCUUAUUCAAGAUAUUGCUUACUCGUGUUUGUAAUAAUUGUUUAAACUUACUAUCUAAGCUUCUGCAUUUAUUAUUUUUUUUCUAUUAUUCCAUGCUAUUGUAUGUUAUUGAUAAUCACGAUGAUGUUAGUAGCAAUAGCAAUGAUUGUUUCAGCUUUGAUUUCUUGAAAUUAAUUUUUUUUUGGGUGGGCUACAGUAACAACUACUAUUCCCACUUUUCACCAUGUAUUGUGUAUUGUAUCAUCAUUGUGUAAACUUUUCUCCAACCAUUUUGUAUUUGUUUCAACUAGAAGUUGUUGUUUUUCUUUUACAAAUGAUGCUGUUGCUACGUUGUCGUCUACUUACUUAUUAAAUAAAGUGUAAGUAUUGUGACAAUGACAGCUACUUUUAAAAGGUCUUCUUUAUUUUUUUUUCUAAUUUAUUGUGUAUGAUUCAUUCUUCGAAAUAACACACAUAUACAUAUAUAUAUAUAUAUACAUACCUGAAAAAAAAAUACUGAUUGACAUCAGUAUUCUUUUACUUUUAGCCUUGAUUAUCU